This is a messenger RNA of Epinephelus moara (kelp grouper), 4599 nucleotides long. RefSeq names its product phosphatidylinositol transfer protein beta isoform. Gene Ontology annotation, cellular component: cytoplasm. Gene Ontology annotation, biological process: phospholipid transport. The transcript has 12 exons. The record is from RefSeq and is a predicted model, not a curated record. NCBI's taxonomy places the organism in Eukaryota, Metazoa, Chordata, Actinopteri, Perciformes, Serranidae. Gene Ontology annotation, molecular function: phosphatidylinositol binding; phosphatidylcholine binding; phosphatidylcholine intramembrane carrier activity. The coding region runs from base 82 to 897 and encodes 271 amino acids.
GGGGGCCCCAGCAGGUCAUGACGUCAGCAGCAAUCAGCGGUCGCUGGGCAGUAACGGUAGUAUAGAGAGAAACAAGCUACGAUGGUCGUCAUCAAGGAGUACCGCGUGGUUUUACCCUGUAGUGUUGAGGAGUAUCAAGUGGGACAGCUGUUCUCAGUGGCCGAAGCAAGUAAAAAUGAGACGGGUGGUGGCGAGGGCAUUGAGGUACUCAAGAAUGAGCCCUAUGAAAAUGAAGGCGAGAAAGGACAAUAUACACACAAAAUCUACCACCUAAAGAGUAAAGUCCCAGCAUUUGUCAAGAUGAUAGCCCCUGAAGGCUCUCUGAUUUUCCAUGAAAAAGCCUGGAAUGCCUACCCCUACUGCAGAACCAUUGUGACGAAUGAGUAUAUGAAAGAUGAUUUCUGCAUUAAGAUUGAGACAUGGCACAAACCAGACCUUGGAACUCAAGAAAAUGUGCACAAACUAGACAGUUCCACGUGGCAGAAUGUAACUGUUGUGCCCAUUGACAUUGCAGACAGAAGUCAAGUGUCCAAUGCUGACUACAAGCUGGAUGAGGACCCUGCCAUGUUCAAGUCAGCUAAGACCGGCAGAGGACCCCUUGGGCCCACCUGGAAGAAAGAGCUGGCUGCUAAGACUGACUGCCCAAAGAUGUGUGCCUACAAACUGGUCACAGUCAAGUUCAAGUGGUGGGGCCUGCAGAACAAAGUGGAGGGCUUCAUCCAUGAGCAAGAGAAGAGGAUCUUCACCAACUUCCACCGGCAGCUCUUCUGUUGGAUUGAUAAGUGGGUGGAGUUGAAUAUGGAUGAUAUCCGACGGAUGGAGGCAGAGACGCAGAAGGAGCUGGAAGAGAUGCGUAAGAAGGGCUCUGUGCGAGGUACAAAGGCUGCUGACGAGUAGCCAGGCCAGGUGUAGGUCUGAGUGUUGCUGUCUUCGUAGAAAGGGAGGAGUACGAGGAACCAGUGCUGCAGACGAAUGAAAAGGAUUUUAAACGCCCACGAUGACAGCAGCGAUGGAGACUGCUAAGAGGGCUCCUUUGGUGCCACUUUUUAACCAGAACUGAUUCAGGCUGUGGAGGUGGGGGGGGGUGGGGAGGGGGGCUCUGCUACCUGCAAUCAAUAGAGCAGAUCCCUGACUUGCACCCAAUCAUAGACAUUCUAUACACUGAGGAAUUGAUUUCUAGAAACCAACACGAUCCUAGCUGAUAAGACUCUGGUUAAUUUUGAUCUCCUGGACAGAGAAAGGCCAGCUAUCAGCAUCAUGUUAUUGACAAGAACCUAGUCUUCUGGAGAGAUAUGGAGAGGUGCUACUUUGCAGUAGAGAUCCAUUUUUACAAAAAAGCAAAUUCAUUGGCUCGAUUCCACAGUGGCAGGUGUUGGACCAAAUAUUUCCUUCUGUCCUACUUUGAUUUUCCUUUUUCCUCCAAAACAUUCCUCUCAAGAUGAUGCCCUGUCUGACCCGUCUUUGUCUCCUCCCCGGUCUUAACUGUACACACUGUGGCUCAGUGGUUUGCAUUCCCCAGCAUGAGUCUGUCUGUUUGUCAUACUCAUGUUCCUUCCUGCCACAGCCUCCAUUAAGAGAUUACUAACACCCUUGGCGUCUUGGCCCAUUGUAAUCCUUCCCCCCCAUCACCCCACCUUACCGAAAGCACUGCAUCUUAUUAACACUGACAAUCAUGCCCGUACAGGUAUUCACUCUCCCUCUCAUACGGAUUUAAUAGAAACCCACAUGCACAUGCAUAUGACACAUAUACAUGGCGCACAUGAGGAUAAACAUGCUAGUUUGUUUCUCACACAUACGCACACACACUCACAGGUGUGGAUGCCUUUGCAGUGACUGAUCUCUUAAAAGCUCAAGCUGGGCAGAUCCAUGCAAGCUUGUUCAGCUAAAAGGAUGUUACUUUGGAAGUGUUUACAGCUCCCACUGAUUUUUUUUUUUCUUGCCCCCCCCCCCCCACACACACACACACACACACACACACACACACACUCCCUAUUCUGAAGAUAUUCACACAUAACAUACAACACGGCAUUCACCUCCCUAACAGAUGUCCCCAGAGAAAAAACUGCACUGAAAAACAGCCACAGAUGGUGCUACACCCCUCCAGCCUCUGUCACAAGCCAAACUGCAGCGCACUGCUCGCCCCACCUCACCCAGCCCACCCCCAGAGGCCUGUCUCACUCAUCUGGUUCUCCGAGGUAGACGGCUUCCAAAAAGGCCUCUUCCCUCCUGCUUCAUUCUAGGUGUGUUUACAGAUCCACAACAGCCUAACCAGUGCCCAGUUGACACCAGCACCACACACUGCUUGCCUUAAUCUCCAGACCUUUGUACCUAUCGGACCUAUUAUACCUGUUGUACCUCCGCUGCCAGCUAUUGCUCUAGCUACCUCCCUUGUUUCCGGCAAUUUUCCUAACACCUAAAGGUUAGCGCUAGAUAUUAGCCUGCUUUUUGUUAGGAGUAAAUCUUGGCGGACAGAGCUUCAUGAGCAAAGGUGUUUGUAAUGACUCUUUAUUUUCUUCUAGGUGUAGAAUUGCAUGUGACUCCCUUUUAUGUUUCCUGAUACAUGUCGCAGCGCCUCAGCAAGUGCAAUUCCUUCAGCAAGCAAAAAUGUGUAAGUUGCAGCCGAAACAGCCUGUACACUGCUGUUGGUGCAAAGGGCUGCAGAUUUCCAUCUUUGCCUCAGAUCAGCUGUGUGAUGGAUACGCCAUAUUAAUGACUCUUCAACUCCGCAGUGCACUUUCUCCCCUUAGGCUUCAGAAUCAUGUGGCACUGGCCAACAGUGUUGAUUAUCACUAGUGUUACAAACAUAUAUAAGACAAGUGUUUUCCUCAUUUCAUCCUUGUUUUUUUGUGUUUUUUUGUGAUGUGUCAAUGUCUUAAAGGGACAGGUCACCUCAAAAUGAAAAAUGCAUAUUCUGCCUCUUAUCUGUAGUGCUGUUUAUAAAGUUAGAUUGUUCUGGUGUGAGUUGGCAAGUGUUGGAGAUAUCGACUGUAGAGAUGUCUGCCUUCUUUCUAAUGUCAUGGAACUAAAGGACACUUGGCUUGUGGUGCUCAAAGCACCAAAACACUACAUUAAAAAAAAACUCAACAGCAAUGUCUCGUUCCAGAAAUCAUGACCCGCUUACUCGAGAUAAACCAUGGACUUUUGUUGUGUGCAAGCUAAUGUAGGAACUAUUUUCUCUCUACCAAACUACACCAGCCAGCUGUAUCACCAUGCCAAAGGAAGCAUGUAUCUACUCAUGGACAAGAGGCUUGUGCUUGCGACUGCACGAGAUGUAAAUAUUAAUGCCGUCCUCUUCAGCUGAGCUGUAAUGUUAGCUAGCUCAAUGGUGUCAGGUGAGGUAGCAGUACAUACACGCUUCCUCCUGCGCUGUGAUUUGGAUGACAGGUGUAUUUUGGUAGAAAGAAAAAAGAUCCUACAUUAAACUGCUCACAACAAGGUCUGUGGAUUGAGUACCCCAUGAUUUCUGGUAAGAGACAUUGCUGUUGAGUUUUCUUCAUGUAUUUUUGGGGCUUUAAGCACCACUAGCCAAGCGCUAUCUAGUUCCAUUAUAUUCCAGAGAAGGAAGACAUCUCUAUGGCUGAUGGCUCUAACACUCAGCAACUCACACCAAAACAAUCUAGACAUUAAUAGCACUACAGAUAAGAGAAAAACUAUGUAUGUACUUUUGAUUUGGGGGUGAACUGUCACUUUAAAUUGUGCUACAGGAAUUGUGGGGUUUGUUUUUAGAGAUCUAUUUUCCAGAUUUUCCUUUCAAGACCGAUGUUAUGAAAUAAUGUGGGUUCAAAGAUCCUAAUGUUUUUAUUGUCUGUAUUGUAUGAGGGAAUGUGAUCCACUUCCUCAGUAAUGGGUUAUUGGCUUGUCCAAAGAGUGCGAAUGGAUUUCCGAUAUGUUUACAUGAAUUCAGCAAUCGUAGGCUGGUAAUAUAGGAAACUUGGGAAGCAAUUGUCUGAGGCAACAUUCUUACUUUACAACAAAAUCUUCUCAGGUGAACAAUACGAUAGGAGGAUCUUUUUUGAUAUUGUUGCUCAUCAGUUACCCCAAACAAUUGACUUCCUUUUGCCAUACCAUAUCCUUAUCUGUGGGAAAUAUGGUUAAACAGUGUCAACACGAUAAGACGUGGUUGUAAUAUAGCCUGUUUCGUUUUUAUCACAGUAUAUAAGACAACCAGUCAGCCUUUGUUACUGUAUUGGAACUGUAUGCAUAUGUCUCAAAGAGCGAAAAGUCUGAAACAGUGGGUCUUGAGUGUAAUCAAUGUUUCCAGGUCUAUCUUAAUGAUUCCUUCUGUCUGCUGAAUAGAGAAGCCAUUGACUAAAAAGAACAUCCUAAAUCAAUUGUUUACCAUCUGUCAAGACAAUGAUAUGGAGGGGAGAGGAAGUACUCACAAAGCAACUGUACAGUCUUAACCUAAUUUAUAAAAUCCGCAACUGUUUAAUUUCCGAACUUGCUCGCUUUUGAAAUGUUUCUGAUCAGCUUUUGAAAUUCAGGGGACAUGGUAGUGAAUGUAUGAUAUUUUGUGCCUUUUCUUUCUGAGAUCUUGUCGUGUGCCAUUAAGUCUACAUAUUGUAUCUAAGUAUCAAAUAAAUUUCGUCUGAAAAAUAA